GAAUAAUAUUGUACUCUUUGACAGGACUAUAAGUAGCAAUGGCUUCCUCAGUCUUUUCAAGAGCUGCAUCAAUCCUCCCUUCAACAACAAUACGACGGCGUUUGCCUCUAGUCGGGGCGUUUUGCAUGAUAAGCUUAGGCCUCUCUAAUCUAUGCCCAACAAAUCUCUCUUCUUCUUCUCUCAAAACGGGUAGCGCUCAAUCUCUCCCCUUUAUUCCUCUCUUAAGAUCAAAGUUUGGCAGCAGCCAAGCAGCAGCAACACAAGCUACGAACAUCAGAAUGGAAGGGAAUUCCGACACCGUACCAAGUAUUGUUGUUUAUGUUACUGUCCCUAAUAGAGAAGCAGGAAAGAAAUUGGCUAACAGCAUAGUCAAAGAGAAGCUGGCAGCGUGUGUAAACAUAGUACCAGGUAUUGAAUCGGUGUAUCAAUGGCAGGGAGAGAUUCAGUCAGAUGCUGAGGAACUGUUGAUUAUCAAGACCAGGCAAUCCUUGCUGGAAGCACUAACAGAGCAUGUCAAAGCAAACCAUGAAUAUGAGCUAAAGAUGUUAAGAAACACAUGCAGUUUUAUGGGUGCGCAAGAAGAUUAAACUUUUUAUCCACUAGGCAUGUUGCUGCCAUGUCUCCUAGGAUUCUAUACGCUUGCAUUUGCUCAAGGCUCAGGAAGAACAUGAUGUUGGGAUGGCGGAAAUGAAUUUAGCAAAAGAAUAGCUUUUUUCAGUGAGAUUUAUUCUGCUUUUUAUUUCUGUUCUUUUACUCAGGGUACCAGAAGUAAUCUCCUUGCCCAUCACUGGUGGAAGCAUUCCAUACCUAAAAUGGCUCAAAGACAGCACAAGGGACUGACUCGUGUCAUCUGUACAAUCUGAGCAUAUAAAAUCUCAGUGCUUGGGACCGGCUAGCAUCACCAGUUGGGUUUGCACAUGUUGACGUUCUCCCCCCCCGUCAGUGGUUGGUUGCGUAUUGUAUUUAGCUGUAAUAAUUGGGACCUGUUAUUAUAUACCAAGGGUUCCCUUAAUGUUGUGUCGGCGACUUUGCAAGUAUGAUUAGCACGCAGUAUGUAUUUCAUGGGUGUUUGCUUGCUUUGUUAAACGAAGUCAUCUGCUGGUUUAUUUAGGUUGUAUUA
Populus trichocarpa (black cottonwood) is the source of this 1120-nucleotide messenger RNA. Its product is annotated as protein CutA, chloroplastic. Gene Ontology annotation, molecular function: copper ion binding. The transcript is spliced from 6 exons. Lineage: Eukaryota; Viridiplantae; Streptophyta; Magnoliopsida; Malpighiales; Salicaceae. The record is from RefSeq and is a predicted model, not a curated record. Gene Ontology annotation, biological process: response to metal ion. Bases 39 to 587 code for a protein of 182 amino acids.